Serinus canaria (Common canary) is the source of this 913-nucleotide messenger RNA. RefSeq names its product N-alpha-acetyltransferase 80, NatH catalytic subunit (gene NAA80). Gene Ontology annotation, biological process: protein acetylation. Gene Ontology annotation, molecular function: acetyl-CoA binding; N-acetyltransferase activity. Gene Ontology annotation, cellular component: cytoplasm. The record is from RefSeq and is a predicted model, not a curated record. Lineage: Eukaryota; Metazoa; Chordata; Aves; Passeriformes; Fringillidae. The coding region runs from base 190 to 909 and encodes 239 amino acids. The transcript has 2 exons.
GUACCGCCGUCCUGCCGCGGCCCAGGGUCGGUGUGUCCGUGCGGGAGUUCGGGAGCGGCCCGGAGCCGAGGGGGCAGCGCGGGGCUGAGGCGGCGCGGACCGUGCGUCCUCCGGCCGCCAGAGGGCGCGGGCGGCGCGGGCGGGGCCGAGGAAGUGACGGCGGCGGCGGGGCCGAAGAACGUGAGAAGAAUGGGUUCUGUGUCAGAGGAGCUCAGCUUGGUCCCCUUGCACCAGAGGCCGGAGCUGCUGGAAGCCUGUGCUGAGCUGCUGGGCGAGGAGUGGGGGAAGAGCCGGGCAUCGCGGCUGCACACGCUGCAGCGCUCCUCGGACGCCUUUCCCACCUGCCUGCUGCUGCUGCGGAGCCGGGGGCCCCACGAGACCCCCACUGCCCGGGAGGGGCCCUGCGAACUCGUGGGUCACGUCCGACUGUCCCGCGUGGUCAGCCGUCCCCAUGACCUCUUCGUGGAGAGCGUGGUGGUGGCCCGGGCACUGCGGGGCCAGGGCUAUGGGCGGCGGCUGAUGGAGGCCACUGAGCAGUGGGCCCGGGCCCGGGGCUUUUGCUGCCUGCACCUCACCACCCAUGACAAGCAGCAUUUCUAUGCCCACCUGGGCUAUGUUCUGGGUGAGCCGGUGCAGAGCGUGACCUUUCUCAGCCCGGCUAUAUCCUCUGAGGUGCUGCGGCUCUUCUCCGCCCCUUCUGGGGCUGCCACUGCCACCGCCACCAGGCCAUGGGUACCCGCUGCCCCUCCGCCUCCCCCGCUGCCCCUCACUGUCCCCCCACCGCCUCCCCCACCGACUGUGAUCUGGGCGAGGGGUGUCCUGGCUGAGAGCAGCAAGCAGAGCCUCCUGGAAUCCCCGCACCGCGAUGCCAAAGGGCUCCCCAUCUUCUGGAUGAAGAAGGACAUCUGAGGGG